AUGGUUUUCUCCGAUGACUGUGGUGACACUCCACCCUCAAUAGUGUCUUUCUCCGUUUCCAUGCGCCGCGCAUCAAAACGCAAAAGGAGCAGACUUACGAGGUCGGAAACUCAACCAUUAGCGUGCGAGGAAAGCGCCCAUUACCCUGUGUUUAAUCCAAAUGAUCCUCGACAUAACCCCGCUCUCGAGAGGAGCGUGUGCCUGGAUGAUGUUGACAAUCUCCCACAACCAACCCACCCCGCCGGUUCGAUACGUUGGAUGCAGGGCCUUCCUGGAAGGUCCCUGCGGCGAGCUCGCUCUGGGCUCCAGGCCCUGAGAUCUGGGUUACAUCGGCGUCCUAUCCCAGGUGUUGAUGGAGAACAUGCGAGCAAUGGACUGUGGUCUUCGUCCGAUUCUGCGGAGGCCUCUUCUAGUCGACACACACGCUUCUUUUCAUCAACAGUAUCUGAGGCCAGUACUGAAGAAGACCAUGAUUUUGGAACCGACCUCUACCGCACAGGAUGCAACACCUACCCGGGUCACACGCGCGAAAGAAACAAGGAUGUCAGCAUCAGCUCCCCAACCUACAUUCCAUCCUAUAAUCCGGCUUCCCUGUCAACGUCGAGCGCGGUAGCAGGCGCCCCUCUCGCUCCUUCCGAGGAAACGACGGUAGAUCCCUUCCCAGAUGACAGCCUACCUACUACUGCGGGCCACGAUAUCCAGAACUCCGGUAAUGCGCCUGACGCUGCAUUAGAAGACAAAUGUGAAGCAGAGCCGCCUAAACCUUCUGGAUCUCCAAGUUCUGACAGGGAUGUUCCUGCGCCCGUGGAAUCGUCAAAUCACAACUCGCCUGUACCUAGUAUUCAGCAGACACCGGUCCAUUCGAGCGAAGUUGUUCCGGGUACCUUAGCUGAUUCGGAUAUCUCACACGUCUCGGUCAAGGAGAAGGAGGCGACUAUUAUGAAUAACGCUUCCCGCAGGUCUUCUUCAAGUGUUGUGCGCCAGUCUCAAGUUGAACAAAUACCAAGUGGUGAAAUUGAGGUCACCGUGACUACAGAAGAAAUUCACACCACUAGUUGUCAAGCAGAUUGUCAUGAGGCUAAAAUUGUUGAAGAGGAUAUUGUCCAAGCGCCGGCCGCGGAAAUAGCACCACCGAAUAAGUUCGGCGAUACUGCACCAGCAGUCGAACUUGGAGGACUGGGAGGCAUGGAGUAUUAUUUGUCGUCGUUGAAUACGUUGGGCGCAAGUGACGCACACGAGAACAAGACUGGCGACGAAGAGCCGAGCCCUAAUAGCCUUGGUGAGGAAGAUGGGCGGGUACACUUAAGCCCUUGGCUACCAGCUGACAAGCUCGAUCGAACAUCUCCGCUGUCCCUUCACGAUGAAUACUUCCUUGUUGACGGCAAAUCGACUGAUCUCCGACCUGACCGGGGUGACAACCCCAUCAAGGGGGAACGCGGAUUUGCUGGUGAUGGUGGAUUGCACAGCGGACCAGGCCUCGACCGCAAUCUCUCAAUCCGGACUCAAGAUAUCCCUGAAAUUAUUGGACCAGGAGAAUCGAUGGGGAUUCCCAGCCCACGACCGUUUCGAAGAGACCGAGAGGGCAGCGACUCAACUGAAGAAUAUCUCGUCACGUACUCUUUGUUACACCGGCAUUACUUUUCGUGA
This is a messenger RNA of Aspergillus puulaauensis, 1647 nucleotides long. RefSeq lists its product as uncharacterized. NCBI's taxonomy places the organism in Eukaryota, Fungi, Ascomycota, Eurotiomycetes, Eurotiales, Aspergillaceae. The record is from RefSeq and is a predicted model, not a curated record. The transcript has 3 exons. The coding region runs from base 1 to 1647 and encodes 548 amino acids.